Tarenaya hassleriana is the source of this 12175-nucleotide messenger RNA. Its product is annotated as transformation/transcription domain-associated protein-like. Gene Ontology annotation, cellular component: SAGA complex; NuA4 histone acetyltransferase complex; nucleus. The record is from RefSeq and is a predicted model, not a curated record. NCBI's taxonomy places the organism in Eukaryota, Viridiplantae, Streptophyta, Magnoliopsida, Brassicales, Cleomaceae. Gene Ontology annotation, biological process: regulation of DNA-templated transcription; DNA repair. Gene Ontology annotation, molecular function: transcription coregulator activity; protein binding. Bases 373 to 11904 code for a protein of 3843 amino acids. The transcript is spliced from 35 exons.
AAAACAUUUCUUGAACUGAUUCUUGAGUCCUCAGACUCUCUCGAGAGGGGUCGCAGCGAGACAAAGAAAAUGGGAGGGAAAUUUUCGUCAGAAUAAUCUUCGUAGUCAUCUUCUCCGUUGUUGAUCUUGGUCGGAGAACCGUCGGAAGCUGCUGUGUUUUCCCUGAAGUUUAGUAGUAGCAGAAGCGAAAAAUCCUCGUAAACUCCGGGAGUUUUGACCUAGCCUCGCUCGUCGGUGAGGCGCGAGAGAUCGUCGGUGAUCGACUUGGUAGACUACUUGGGCUGUGGGAAGAAGGAGGCGGAGGAGGCGCAAGGGCUCCUCGCGGCGGAGCCCUAGAAAAGCGUUUCGGUCGUUGUGUUAGCAUCAUUCGCCAUGAGUCCCAUUCAGAAUUUCGAGCAACACUCCCGUCGUCUUGUGGAGCCUGACCUCCCUAUUCAGACGAGGCUAGAGAUGGUGGUGGAGGUCAGGGACAGUCUUGAGAUAGCUCAUACGGCUGAGUACUUGAAUUUCCUAAAAUGCUACUUCCGGGCAUUCUCGGUGAUUCUUCUACAGAUUACAAAGCCGCAAUUCACUGACAAUCCCGAGCACAAACUACGAAACAUUGUGGUCGAGAUCCUCAAUCGACUCCCACAUAGUGAGGUUCUUCGUCCCUUUGUUCAGGAGCUCUUGAAGGUUGCGAUGCAGGUGCUCACAACUGAUAAUGAAGAAAAUGGCUUAAUUUGCAUCCGCAUAAUCUUUGACCUUCUUAGGAAUUUUAGGCCGACACUAGAGAAUGAGGUUCAGCCGUUCUUAGACUUUGUUUGCAAGAUAUACCAGAACUUCAGAUUUACCAUCAGUCAUUUCUUUGAAAAUGUUUCAAUGGAAGACGUGAAGCCCAUGGAGACAUCUACAUCUUCUGACCAGUUCCUUACUCCUACUGGGCCUGUUGGGAAUGGACAGCUUAACCCGAGCACUCGUUCAUUCAAGAUAGUUACUGAGAGUCCUCUUGUAGUUAUGUUUCUUUUCCAACUGUACAGCCGACUUGUUCAAACCAACAUUCCUCAUUUGCUGCCCCUGAUGGUUGCUGCUAUAUCUGUCCCUGGCCCUGAGAAAGUUCCUCCACAUUUGAAGCCUCACUUCAUUGAGUUGAAGGGUGCACAGGUUAAGACAGUUUCUUUUCUAACUUACUUGUUAAAGAGUUGUGCCGAAUAUAUCAGGCCACAUGAAGAAAGCAUAUGCAAAAGCAUUGUAAAUUUGCUUGUGACUUGUUCGGACUCUGCAUCUAUCAGAAAGGAGCUCUUAGUCUCAUUAAAGCAUGUGCUUGGGACUGACUUUAAGAGAGGUUUAUUUCCUCUUAUUGACACUCUUUUGGACGAGAGGGUUCUAGUUGGAACAGGCCGGGCAUGCUUCGAGUCUUUGAGGCCUCUGGCUUAUAGCCUAUUGGCUGAGAUUGUCCACCAUGUUCGAGGAGAUCUGUCCCUUUCUCAGUUAUCACGGAUUAUCUACUUGUUUUCGAGAAAUAUGCAUGACUCUACAUUGUCUCUUAAUAUCCAUACAACAUGUGCCCGGCUGAUGUUGAAUCUGGUAGAGCCAAUAUUUGAGAAAGGUGUUGAUCAGCAGUCAAUGGAUGAAGCGCGUAUUUUGUUGGGACGUAUCCUGGAUGCCUUUGUUGGGAAAUUCAGUACGUUCAAGCAUACUAUUCCUCAGCUUUUAGAGGAGGGUGAGGUAGGAAAAGAUCGGGCCACUUUGAGGUCAAAGCUUGAACUUCCUGUGCAGGCCGUUUUAAAUUUGCAGGUUCCUGUUGAACACUCCAAAGAAGUGAAUGAUUGUAAGAAUCUGAUCAAGACACUUGUCAUGGGAAUGAAAACAAUCAUAUGGAGCAUUACCCAUGCACAUUUGCCUCGACCUCAGACUCUUGCUUCACAAUCACCUGGCCCUCAGGCUUUUAAAGGAAUGAGAGAAGAUGAGGUUUGGAAAGCGUCUGGUGUUCUGAAGAGUGGUGUCCACUGUUUAGCUCUAUUCAAAGAGAAGGAUGAGGAGAAGGAAAUGCUCCACCUUUUCUCCCAAAUUUUGGCUAUUAUGGAACCUCGAGAUCUAAUGGACAUGUUCUCUUUGUGUAUGCCUGAGCUCUUUGAGUGCAUGAUUGACAACACUCAACUGGUUCAGAUAUUUGCAACUCUUCUGCAAGCUCCCAAAGUAUACAAGCCAUUUGCAGAUGUUUUGAUCAAUUUUCUUGUAAGCAACAAGCUUGAUGUUUUGAAGAAUCCAGAUUCAGCAGCAACAAAACUAGUUCUGCAUCUAUUCCGAUGCAUCUUUGGGGCUGUUGCUAAAGCACCUUCUGAUUUUGAACGGAUAUUGCAACCUCAUAUCCCUGUGAUAAUGGAAGUCUGCAUGAAAAAUUCAACUGAAGUUGAAAAGCCACUUGGUUAUAUGCAACUGCUCCGCACGGUGUUCAGAGCUCUCGCUGGAUGUAAAUUUGAAUUGCUUCUGAGAGAUUUGAUCCCUAUGCUGCUACCUUGUCUUAAUUUGCUUCUGACAAUGCUUGAGGGUCCAGCUGGGGAAGACAUUAGAGACCUUCUGUUGGAGCUUUGUCUGACACUUCCUGCCCGCUUAAGCUCGUUACUGCCAUACCUUCCCCGUCUCAUGAAGCCUCUUGUAUUGUGUUUGCAAGGAAGUGAUGAACUUGUGAGCUUGGGUUUGCGCACCCUUGAAUUCUGGGUUGAUAGUCUGAAUCCUGAUUUCUUGGAACCGAGUAUGGCUAACUUGAUGUCUGAAGUGAUCUUAGCAUUAUGGUCUCACUUGAAGCCUGUGCCUUAUCCUUGGGGUGGAAAGGCAUUACAAAUCCUAGGAAAGUUGGGUGGUCGUAAUCGGCGGUUUUUGAAAGAGCCACUUACACUUGAAUGCAAGGAGAAUCCAGAGCAUGGGCUCCGUUUAGUUCUGACAUUUGAGCCGUCCACUCCAUUUCUGGUGCCGUUAGACAAAUUUAUCAAUCUUGCUGUAGCAGCUGUUAUUCAGAAAAACCUUGUGAUGGACAUCUACUACAGAAAGCAAGCUCUAAAGUUCCUCCGUGUUUGCCUAUUGUCUCAGCUCAAUUUGCCUUGCUGUGCCACUGACGAGGGACAAACGCCUAGGCAAUUGUCUACUUUGUUGCUUUCCACUGUUGAUUCUUCCUGGCGCAGGUCCGAGCCAACAGAAAUUAAGGCUGAUUUAGGAGUAAAAACGAAGACCCAGUUAAUGGCUGAGAAGUCCAUUUUUAAGACACUAUUGAUCACUGUAAUUGCUGCCAGUUCUGAUCCGGAUCUCAGCAAUUCAAAUGAUGACUUUGUUGUAAACAUUUGCCGGCAUUUUGCAAUUAUUUUACAUGUUGACUAUACGUCAAAUGCUUCAACCAGCACUGGUCCACUUGGGGUUUCUGUGAUUUCUGCGAGUUCUAGGUCAAAAAGUAAUCGAUCAUCUAACUUAAAGCUGCUGGAUCCUCUGAUAUUUUUAGAUGCGUUGGUUGAUGUGCUUGCCGAUGAAAACAGAUUUCAUGCAAGAGCUGCUCUGAAUGCAUUAAAUGUGUUUUCUGAAACUCUACUGUUCCUUGCUCGUGUUAAACAUGCUGAUGCAUUGAUGUCUAGGGGUGGUCACACUGCUUCUAUGAUUGUCUCCAGCCCUUCUACAAAUCCUGUAUACUCGCCUCAUCCAAGUGUACGCAUACCGGUGUUUGAGCAGCUUUUGCCUCGCCUUCUCCAUCGCUGCUAUGGAAGCACAUGGCAAGCACAGAUGGGAGGUGUUAUGGGGUUGGGUGCCUUGGUUGGGAAAGUGAAUGUGGAAACAUUAUGUCUUUUCCAAGUAAAAAUUGUUCGUGGUCUGGUCUAUGUUUUAAAGAGGCUUCCUGUUUAUGCUAGCAGAGAGCAAGAAGAGACAAGUCAGGUUCUUAUGCAGAUUCUUCGAGUUGUUAAUAAUGUUGAUGAAGCAAACAGUGAAGCACGUAGACAAAGCUUUCAAGGUGUUGUUGAAUAUCUUGCUACCGAGUUGUUCAAUCCUAAUGCAUCAAUCACUGUGAGAAAAAAUGUGCAGAACUGUCUUGCGCUUUUGGCUAGCCGAACUGGUAGCGAGGUAUCUGAGUUGCUUGAGCCUCUAUACCAACCUUUACUCCAGCCACUUAUAAUGCGUCCACUCCGAUCAAAGACAAUUGAUCAACAGGUCGGAACAGUAACAGCUCUGAACUUCUGUUUAGCACUGAGGCCCCCGCUUCUAAAAUUGACUCCUGAGUUGAUUAACUUCUUGCAAGAAGCAUUACAAAUAGCUGAGGCUGAUGAAACUGUUUGGGCUGUGAAGUUGAUGAAUCCUAAGGUGCUUACAUCUUUGAAUAGACUUCGAACGGCUUGUAUUGAGCUUCUGUGCACUACUAUGGCAUGGACAGAUUUUAGAACUCCGAGUCACUCUGAACUGCGUGCAAAGAUCAUUUCCAUGUUUUUCAAGUCUCUAACAUGUCGAGCGCCAGAAAUUGUGGCUGUUGCUAAGGAGGGUUUACGCCAGGUCAUUAAUCAACAACGGAUGCCAAAGGAACUUCUUCAGAGUAGCCUCAGGCCUAUACUAGUUAAUCUGGCGCACACAAAGAAUCUCAGUAUGCCUUUACUACAAGGUCUGGCCCGCCUGCUUGAACUUCUGUCAAAUUGGUUUAAUGUCACAUUAGGAGGCAAAUUGCUGGAGCACCUUAAAAAAUGGUUGGAGCCGGAGAAACUUGCCCAGUCCCAGAAAUCAUGGAAAGCUGGUGAAGAACCAAAAAUAGCAGCUGCUAUUAUUGAGCUCUUUCACUUGCUUCCCAAUGCUGCAUCAAAAUUUCUUGAUGAGCUGGUAACAUUAACUAUCGACUUAGAAGCAGCUCUUCCUCCAGGGCAAGUGUACAGUGAGAUUAAUAGCCCAUAUCGUCUUCCGCUUACCAAGUUUCUAAAUCGAUACGCAACCCUUGCUGUUGAUUAUUUUCUGGCCAGAUUAAGUGAACCUAAAUACUUCCGAAGGUUUAUGUAUAUAAUCCGAUCAGAUGCUGGCCAACCAUUAAGGGAAGAACUUGCUAAGUCUCCCCAGAAGAUACUUUCCAGUGCCUUUCCUGAAUUUUCACCAAAGGCGGAUGCUACAAUGAGCACAACAGCCUCGACUCCACCAGCUGCAUUUGCUGGGGAUGAAAACCUUGUCUCUGCUCAAUCGGAUAACUCUAGCACGCCCUCAAAAGAUACCGUGACAUCAGAUUCUUAUUUUCAGGGACUGUACCUCAUCAAAACAAUGGUGAAAUUGAUCCCCACCUGGCUGCAGAAUAACCGCAUUGUAUUUGAUACAUUAGUUCUCAUCUGGAAGUCACCUGCUAGGAUAUCUCGUCUGCAGAAUGAGCAAGAGCUGAAUUUAGUUCAGGCGAAAGAGAGCAAAUGGCUUGUGAAGUGCUUCCUGAAUUACCUGCGACAUGAUAAAUCUGAAGUGAAUGUUCUCUUUGAUAUUCUCUCCAUCUUCUUGUUCCAUAGCCGCAUCGAUUACACCUUUUUGAAGGAGUUCUACAUUAUUGAGGUGUCAGAAGGAUAUCCAGCCAACAUGAAAAAAGCACUUCUUUUACAUUUUCUGACACUUUUCCAAUCAAAACAACUUGGUCAUGAUCAUCUAGUUGUGGCAAUGCAAAUGCUUAUUCUUCCAAUGCUUGCCCAUGCAUUCCAGAACGGCCAAACUUGGGAGGUUAUUGAUCCUAAUAUUAUUAAGACAAUUGUUGAAAGGCUUCUUGAUCCGCCGGAAGAGGUUUCUGCUGAAUAUGAUGAACCUUUGAGGAUCGAACUUUUGCAGUUUGCUACUUUGCUUCUAAAACAUCUUCAGAGUGACCUGGUUCAUCAUAGGAAGGAGCUCAUUAAGUUUGGAUGGAAUCAUCUCAAACGGGAAGAUAGCGCCAGUAAGCAGUGGGCAUUUGUUAAUGUUUGCCAUUUCUUGGAUGCUUAUCAGGCUCCGGAGAAAAUAAUUCUCCAGGUUUUUGUUGCGCUUCUUAGGACGUGCCAGCCGGAGAAUAAGAUGCUAGUCAAGCAAGCCUUGGAUAUUCUAAUGCCAGCUUUACCAAAAAGGCUGCCACUUGGAGAUUCACGCAUGCCAAUUUGGAUAAGAUACACCAAAAAGAUUUUGGUUGAGGAGGGUCAUUCUAUUCCAAAUUUGAUCCACAUCUUCCAACUUAUUGUUCGACAUUCAGAUCUCUUUUAUAGCUGUAGAGCACAGUUCGUACCUCAGAUGGUGAAUUCUCUAAGCCGUCUCGGUUUGCCUUAUAAUACUACAGCUGAAAACAGGCGGCUUGCAAUUGAACUUGCUGGUUUGGUUGUCAGUUGGGAAAGGCAAAGACAAAAUGAAAUGAAAGUGGUCACUGAUACCAACCAGGUUAGUGAUGGGUUACAUCCUUCAUCUGGCGCUGAUCCUAAUCGUCCAACAGAUGGAUCUUCCACAUCAGAGGAUUUAAGCAAACGAGUUAAAGUUGAACCUGGUCUCCAGUCAAUCUGUGUCAUGUCACCUGGAAGUGCAUCAUCGAUUCCCAAUGUUGAAACUCCUGGAUCUGCUGCCCAGCCUGAUGAGGAAUUCAAGCCAAAUGCUGCUAUGGAAGAAAUGAUUAUCAAUUUUCUCAUAAGAGUUGCUUUGGUAAUUGAGCCUAAGGACAGGGAAGCCAACACUAUGUACAAUCAAGCUUUAGAUUUACUUUCCCAAGCGUUAGAGGUUUGGCCAAAUGCCAAUGUGAAGUUCAACUAUUUGGAGAAACUGCUGAGCAGCAUACCACCAUCUCAGUCAGAUCCAUCCACAGCUCUUGCCCAGGGCUUGGAUGUCAUGAACAAGGUUAUUGAGAAACAGCCACAUCUUUUUAUAAGGAACAACAUCAGCCAGAUUUCACAGAUUCUUGAGCCAUGUUUCAAAAACAAGCUGCUGGAUGCUGGCAAAUCAUUAUGCUCCUUGUUGAAGAUGGUGUUCACCGCAUUCCCGCUGGAUGCAGCUAGUACGCCUCCUGAUAUAAAGCUAUUGUAUCAGAAAGUCAAUGAGCUAAUACACAAACAUGUUAAUGCUGUUACUGCCUCACAAGCAUCAGGGGAUGAUAACUCUCUCAGUUCAAUUAGCUUUGUACUUCUUGUCAUCAGAACGUUGGCGGAGGUGCAGAAAAGCUUUGUUGAUCCAUAUGUGUUGGUACGCAUCCUUCAACGCCUUGCACGAGACCUGGGAUCAUCAGCAGGAUCUCAUCCUAGACAGGGUCAGCGAACCGAUUCAGAUUCUGCAGUAACUUCUUCUCGUCAAAGUGCUGAUAUUGGAGCAGUCAUAUCUAAUAUAAAGUCAGUCUUGAAACUUAUUGACGAAAGGGUCAUGCUCAUAACUGAAUGCAAAAGAUCUGUAACACAGAUAUUGAACACCUUGCUUUCAGAAAAAGGUACUGAUUCUAGUGUGCUUCUAUGCAUACUAGACUUGAUAAAAAGGUGGAUUGAGGAUGAUUUUGGCAAGGCAGACACAUCUAGUUCGCCUGGUGCUUUUCUUACCCAUAAGGAAAUAGUGUCUUUUCUUCAGAAACUUUCACUGGUUGAUAAACAACAUUUCUCAACCGAGGCUCUGGAAGAAUGGGAUAAGAAGUAUCUUCAGCUUUUAUAUGGACUUUGUGCUGAUUUGACAAAGUACCCUCCUACUAUACGACAAGAGAUCUAUCAGAAGGUUGAAAGACAUUUCAUGCUCGGUUUACGUGCAAGGGAUCCUGAGAUGAGAAGGAAAUUCUUCUUGCUGUAUCAUGAGUCACUUGGAAAAAAUUUGUUUGCCAGGUUGCAAUACAUUAUUCAACUCCAGGAUUGGGAAGCUUUAAGUGACGUUUUUUGGCUCAAACAGGGCCUUGAUCUCCUUCUGGCUAUCCUAGUAGAGGAUAAGCCAAUUAGUCUUGCGCCAAAUUCUGCUAGGGUUCUACCACUUUUGCCUUCAGGUACACCUUCAGAUAAUUCUGGAAUGCAGCACCAAGCUCCUGUUUCACUGGAGGGUCCUGAAGAAGUUGCUUCAAUGUUUGAUAGCAUUGUCACGAAGCAUGCACAAUUUCUGAAUGCUACUAGCAAACUUCAGGUGGCUGAUGUUGUUAUCCCUUUGAGGGAACUGGCUCAUACAGAUGCCAACGUUGCAUAUCAUCUGUGGGUGUUGGUAUUUCCGAUUGUAUGGGUAACCCUACUCAAGGAAGAGCAGGUAGCGUUGGCUAAACCUAUGAUCUCUCUCCUGUCAAAGGACUACCACAAGAAGCAGCAAGGACACAGGCCAAAUGUUGUGCAAGCGCUUCUGGAAGGGCUUCAAUUGAGCCACCCUCAACCUAGGAUGCCCAGUGAGCUUAUCAAAUAUAUUGGGAAAACAUAUAAUGCAUGGCAUUUGGCAUUGGCUUUGCUAGAAAGCCAUGUCAUGCUGUUCAUGAAUGACUCAAAAUGUGCAGAGUCUCUUGCUGAGCUUUAUCGGUUAUUGAAUGAAGAAGACAUGAGAUUUGGUUUGUGGAAGAAGAGGUCCAUCACUGCAGAAACAAGAGCUGGACUUUCUCUAGUUCAGCAUGGGUUUUGGCAUCGUUCUCAGAGCCUGUUUUACCAGGCAAUGGUUAAGGCAACCCAAGGCACAUACAAUAACACAGUCCCUAAGGCUGAAAUGUGUCUUUGGGAAGAGCAAUGGCUUCACUGUGCAACUCAACUGGGCCAAUGGGAUGCCCUGGUAGAUUUUGGAAAAAGCAUUGAGAACUAUGAAGUACUGCUAGAUAGUCUUUGGAAACUACCAGAUUGGAUGUAUUUGAAGGAUCAUGUGAUACCCAAGGCCCAGGUAGAAGAGACUCCAAAGCUUCGCUUGGUUCAAGCCUAUUUUGCCCUUCACGACAGAAAUGCCAAUGGUGUUGGAGAUGCUGAAAACAUAGUGGGAAAAGGAGUUGAUCUUGCCUUGGAAAAGUGGUGGCAGUUGCCUGAAAUGUCUGUUCAUGCCAGAGUGCCUCUAUUACAGCAAUUCCAGCAACUAGUUGAGGUUCAGGAAUCUUCUAGGAUCCAUGUUGACAUCGCUAAUGGCAGCAAAGUUUCUGGAAAUUCUACCGUUGGAAACCUUUAUGCAGAUCUGAAGGACAUUCUUGAGACUUGGAGACUCAGGACUCCAAAUGAAUGGGACAAUAUGACGGUCUGGUAUGACCUACUGCAAUGGAGGAAUGAAAUGUAUAACGUUGUUAUCGAUGCAUUUAAAGACUUUGUUACUUCAAACCCUCAACUUCAUCACCUUGGAUAUCGCGACAAAGCGUGGAACGUCAAUAAACUUGCCAGGAUAGCCCGGAAGCAAGGUCUUUAUGAUGUAUGUGUUCAGAUACUGGAAAAAAUGUAUGGUCACUCGACAAUGGAAGUACAGGAAGCCUUUGUUAAAAUCAGAGAACAGGCAAAAGCUUAUCUGGAAAUGAAGGGAGAGCUUGCUAGUGGUCUUAAUUUGAUCAACAGCACAAAUUUGGAAUACUUUCCACUGAAAAACAAAGCGGAGAUCUUCCGUCUGAAAGGGGAUUUUCAUCUGAAGCUAAACGACACUGAAGGUGCCAACAUUGCAUACUCCAACGCGAUCACCCUGUUCAAGAAUUUGCCCAAAGGGUGGAUAAGCUGGGGAAAUUACUGUGAUAUGGCAUACCAAGAAACACAAGAUGAAAUCUGGCUAGAAUAUGCUGUCAGUUGCUUUCUUCAGGGUAUAAGAUUUGGAGUUUCCAAUUCCAGAAGCCACAUGGCUCGUGUUCUUUAUCUUCUCAGUUUCGAUACACCAAAUGAGCCUGUCGGGAGGGUGUUUGAUAAGCACUUGGACCAAGUACCCCACUGGGUUUGGCUUUCUUGGAUACCUCAGCUAUUGCUCUCUCUUCAGAGAACGGAAGCACCUCAUUGCAAACUUGUUCUAUUGAAAAUUGCCGCAGUGUUCCCACAGGCUCUGUAUUAUUGGCUACGCACGUAUUUACUGGAACGACGUGAUGCUGUUAAUAAAUCUGAACUCGGAAGAAUGGUAAUGGCGCAAAGGAUGCAGCAAAAUGCUCAUGGUGCUAGUUCUGGUCAUGGUGGAGGGAAUUUGCCCAUGGAUGCUCAAAUUCAUCAAGGUGCUCAAACUAGUGGAACUCAUGAAGGUGGAAACCCACAUGGGCAGCAAGAAAGUGAACGUUCCACUGCAGAAAACAAUGUGAACCCAGGGAACAAUGAUCAACCUAUGCACGGUGAAAAUAGUCAAAACACAGUAAGACGGGGUGCAUCAUUGGCAAUCUCGGCUGCUAGUGCUUUCGAAGCUGCAAAGGAUAUAAUGGAAUCCCUCAGGAGUAAACAUAACAACUUGGCCAGUGAACUCGAGGUUCUUCUCACGGAAAUUGGCUCAAGGUUUGUUACUUUACCGGAGGAAAGACUUUUGGCAGUGGUGAAUGCUUUGUUGCAUCGAUGCUACAAAUAUCCAACUGCCACGACCGCAGAGGUUCCCCAGCCGCUCAAGAAAGAGCUGUCGGGUGUCUGUAGAGCUUGUUUCUCUGCAGAUGCUAUGACGAAGCAUGUCGAGUUUGUGAGAGAGUACAAGCAAGAAUUCGAGCGAGAUCUUGAUCCGGAAAAUACAUCUACUUUCCCAGUCACGCUUUCCGAGCUGACAGAACGGUUGAAACACUGGAAAAACAUUCUUCAGAGCAAUGUCGAGGACAGGUUUCCAGCUGUGUUGAGAUUGGAAGACGAGAGCAGGGUUCUUCGCGAUUUCCAUGUUGUCGAUGUGGAGAUCCCGGGCCAAUACUUCUCAGACCAGGAAGUGGCACCGGAUCAUACGGUGAAGUUGGAUCGGGUCGGAGCCGACAUACCGAUCGUCCGAAGGCAUGGAAGCAGUUUCCGGCGUCUGACACUUAUCGGCUCGGAUGGCUCACAGAAGCAUUUUAUUGUACAGACUUCUCUGACACCUAAUGCUAGGAGCGAUGAACGCAUCUUGCAGCUUUUCCGAGUGAUGAACCAAAUGUUCGAUAAGCAGCAUGAGUCAAGGCGCCGCCAUAUAGGAAUUCACACUCCCAUCAUAAUUCCUGUUUGGUCUCAGGUUCGGAUGGUCGAGGACGAUCUCAUGUACAAUACUUUCCUCGAGGUGUAUGAGAAUCACUGUGCAAGGAAUGAUAGGGAGGCGGAUCUUCCUAUCACCUAUUUCAAGGAGCAACUCAAUCAAGCCAUAUCCGGGCAGAUCUCGGCAGAGGCAAUCGUUGAUCUUCGCCUCCAAGCUUAUGGCGAAAUCACAAAAAACUUGGUCAACGACAGUAUCUUUUCACAGUACAUGUACAAGACACUGAUGAGUGGGAGCCAUAUGUGGGCGUUCAAGAAGCAAUUCGCUGUCCAGCUAGCGGUCUCGAGCUUCAUGUCGUUCAUGCUACAAAUCGGCGGGAGGUCCCCGAACAAGAUUUUGUUUGCCAAAAACACUGGGAAACUGUUCCAGACGGAUUUCCACCCGGCUUACGACGCCAACGGGAUGAUAGAGUUCAACGAACCUGUGCCUUUCCGCCUCACGAGGAACAUGCAAGCGUUCUUCUCGCAUUUCGGGGUCGAAGGUCUCCUAAUGUCGGCCAUGAGUUCGGCUGCUCAAGCAGUUAUCUCUCCCAAGCAAAACCAGCAUCUUCGGUAUCAGUUGGCGAUGUUCUUUCGGGAUGAACUUUUAUCGUGGUUUGGGAGACGACCUCUAGGUGUUCCGAUCCCUCCAGUAGCGGGAAUCGCUACGUUGAACUCGGCCGAGCUCAAACACAAGGUUAACUCGAACGUGGAUGAUGUCAUUGGGCGCAUCAAAGGCAUAGCCCCACAGUACUUCUCCGAAGAGGACGAUAACGCGGUGGAGCCACCGCAAUCGGUCCAAAGAGGCGUUAACGAGCUGGUAGAAGCCGCCUUGUCGCCUCGGAACCUAUGCAUGAUGGACCCCACAUGGCAUCCCUGGUUCUAACUAACUUAUGAACAAAGAAGAAGGAAAGCUUUUGUCUGUUCGAAUCAUAUCAUCAUCAUCAUCGUAACCAGUCACUUUUUUUUUGUAUCGAAAUAGGUUUGUGAAUAUAUAACCCUUUUGUAUUUUGUAUCUAAACUCCGGCACCGUUAAGAAAACUGUCGGUUUGGUUUGGGGGGCUGUUCCUUUGUCUUAUGUAACAUUCCGUCAAUACACCAACAGCAACAGCAGGAGCUUCGAUUAGUUAUAUGAUGUCCUCCCCUCUUUGUUUCAA